AUGUCACCAGCCAUGUGGAAAUGGACUUGCCUGGUUUCUCACCUCCUGCUAUCCACCACAGUGUCGCCUCUUGGUAGGCAGCAGCCGCUCCAUCCAAAGAGGCCCUUCAUCACUUUCACUGGAGACCAAGCAGAGGGAAACUUCAACCACUUGGUAGUUGACGAAAGAACUGGGCACAUUUACCUGGGAGCUGUCAACAGGAUCUACAAACUCUCCAGUGACCUGAAGGUCUUGGUGACCCACCAGACUGGUCCUGAUGAAGAUAAUCCCAAAUGUUAUCCUCCCAGGAUAGUCCAAACCUGCAACGAACCCUUGACGCCCACUAACAACAUAAACAAAAUGCUCCUCAUAGACUACAAGGAGAAUCGAUUGAUAGCCUGUGGGAGUCUUUACCAGGGCAUCUGCAAGCUUUUGAGGCUGGAUGACCUCUUCAAGCUGGGAGAGCCCUUCCACAAGAAGGAGCAUUAUCUCUCUGGGGUAAAUGAGAGUGGCUCUGUUUUUGGAGUCAUUGUUUCUUACAGCAACAUGGAUGACAAGUUGUUCAUUGCCACUGCUGUGGAUGGCAAACCUGAGUAUUUCCCCACUAUUUCCAGCAGAAAGCUCACCAAGAAUUCCGAGGCGGACGGGAUGUUUGCAUAUGUCUUUCAUGAUGAGUUUGUGGCCUCUAUGAUCAAGAUCCCCUCAGACACCUUUACCAUCAUCCCUGACUUUGAUAUCUACUACAUCUAUGGCUUCAGCAGUGGUAACUUUGUCUAUUUCCUGACUCUGCAGCCUGAGAUGAUCUCACCACCUGGCUCCACCACGAAGGAGCAGGUUUAUACCUCCAAGCUGGUCCGGCUUUGUAAGGAGGACACAGCCUUUAACUCCUAUGUUGAGGUGCCCAUUGGCUGUGAGAAGAACGGGGUGGAGUACCGGUUGCUCCAGGCAGCCUACUUGUCUAAGGCUGGAGCCAUCUUAGCGAGGUCUUUGGGUGUUGGCCCUGAGGAUGAUAUCCUCUUCACGGUCUUCUCCAAGGGGCAGAAAAGGAAGAUGAAGUCCUUGGAUGAGUCCGCUCUUUGCAUCUUUGUCCUGAAAAAGAUCAACGAUCGCAUCAAGGACAGACUACAGUCCUGCUACAGGGGAGAGGGCACAUUAGAUCUGGCCUGGCUCAAAGUCAAGGACAUUCCCUGUAGCAGUGCGCUGUUAACAAUUGAUGACAAUUUCUGUGGCCUGGAUAUGAAUGCCCCCUUGGGAGUAUCAUCCAUGGUGCGAGGGCUCCCCAUUUUCACCGAGGAUGGAGACAGAAUGACAUCUGUGAUUGCCUACGUCUACAAGAACCACUCCCUGGCUUUUGUGGGCACCAAGAGUGGGAAGCUCAAGAAGAUCCGUGUGGACGGCACCACCAAGAACACACUGGAGUAUGAGAUUGUGCAGGUGGUGGAUACUGGCCCCAUAUUACGGGAUAUGGCCUUCUCAGUGGAUCAUGAACACCUCUACAUCAUGUCUGAAAAGCAGCUCACUCGGGUGCCCGUGGAGUCGUGUAGCCAGUACGAGACCUGCAGCGAGUGCUUGGGCUCAGGCGACCCUCACUGUGGAUGGUGUGUUCUUCACAACACGUGCACAAGGAAGGAGCGGUGUGAGCGCUCCAGCGAGCCUCGGAGAUUCGCCUCAGAGAUGAAGCAGUGUGUCCGGCUUACCGUGCAUCCCAACAACAUCUCCGUCUCCCAGUACAACGUAUUGCUGGUCUUGGAGACCUACAAUGUCCCUGAGCUGUCAGCAGGAGUCAAUUGCACCUUUGAGGACCUUUCGGAGAUGGAUGGCUUGGUGGUGGGCAGUCAGAUCCAAUGCAUCUCGCCAGCUGCCAAAGAAGUGCCCCAGAUCAUCACCGAGAACGGAGACCACCACAUUGUCCAGCUUCAGCUCAAGUCCAAGGAAACGGGUAUGACCUUUGCCAGCACCAGCUUCGUCUUCUACAACUGCAGCGUCCACAACUCGUGUCUGUCGUGCGUGGAGAGCCCUUACCGAUGUCACUGGUGCAAGUACCGCCACGUCUGCACUCAUGACCCCAGCUCCUGCUCCUUCCAGGAGGGACGAGUCAAGCUGCCCGAGGACUGUCCCCAGCUGCUACAGGCAGAGAAGAUCCUGGUGCCUGUGGAAGUGAUCAAGCCGAUCACGCUGAAGGCCAAGAACCUGCCCCAGCCGCAGUCGGGCCAGCGAGGCUACGAAUGCAUCUUGAACAUCCAGGGCAAUGAGCAGCGGGUGCCCGCUCUGAGGUUCAACAGCUCCAGCGUGCAGUGCCAGAACACUUCGUAUUCGUACGAAGGGAUGGAGAUUAACAGCCUGCCGGUGGAGCUGACGGUCGUGUGGAACGGGAAUUUCAACAUUGACAACCCAGCACAGAACAAAGUUCACCUGUACAAAUGCGGGGCCAUGCGGGACAGCUGCGGACUCUGCCUGAAAGCCGACCCGGACUUCGAAUGUGGCUGGUGCGAGGGGCAGAACCAGUGCACGCUGAAGCAGCACUGCCCAGCCCAGGACAGCCAGUGGCUGGAGUUGUCCAGCACCAAGGGCAAAUGUACAAACCCCAAGAUCACGGAUAUCAAUCCAGUGACGGGUCCUCGCGAAGGAGGGACCAAAGUGACCAUCCGUGGGGAGAAUCUGGGGCUGGAAUUCAGAGAUAUUGCGUCUCACGUCAAAGUGGCUGGAGUGGAGUGCAAACCGCUGGUGGAAGGGUACAUCCCAGCAGAGCAGAUAGUAUGUGAGAUGGGGGAGGCCAAGCCCAGCCAGCAUGCCGGAUUCGUGGAAAUCUGCGUGGCUGAGUGCAAACCAGAGUUCAUGGCGAGGUCUUCACAGCUCUACUACUUUAUGACUCUGACACUCUCUGAUCUCAAGCCGAAGCGGGGACCAGUGUCGGGUGGCACCCAGGUGACAAUUACGGGCAACAACCUCAACGCGGGCAGCAAUGUCAUCGUGACCUUUGGGCGACAACCCUGCCUCUUCUACAGGAGAUCUACCAAGCACAUUGUCUGUAACACCACUGCCUCAGAUGAAGGAUUUGAGAAGGUGAAGGUGUCUGUGAGAGUGGACAAGGCCAAGAUACAUCAGGAGUUGCAGUAUGAGUAUGUAGAGGAUCCAACCAUCCUCAGGAUCGAGCCUGAUUGGAGCAUCUUCAGCGGCAACACACCCAUUGCAGUGUGGGGAACUCACCUAGACCUGAUCCAAAACCCUCAGAUCCGGGCAAAGCAUGGUGGAAAGGAACACGUCAACAACUGCGAGGUGCAGAACAGCACAGAGAUGACCUGCCAGGCUCCAGCACUGGCUGUUGACCCCAAUCACCAGUCUGAGCUUGCUGAGCGUCCAGAGGAGUUUGGCUUCAUUCUUGACAACGUGCAGUCUCUGCUGAUUCUCAACAAAACCAACUUCACGUACUACCCAAACCCAAUCUUUGAGGUUUUCAAUCCCUCGGGGAUCCUGGAGCUGAAGCCAGGAAGUCCCAUCAUACUGAAGGGCAAGAACCUGAUCCCACCAGUGGCAGGAGGGAAUGCCAAGCUGAACUAUACGGUUUUGGUUGGUGAGAAGCCCUGUGCAGUGACCGUAUCAGAUGCGCAGCUACUGUGUGAGUCCCCAAACCUCAUCGGACGGCACAAAGUGAUGGCUCGUGUAGGAGGGAUGGAGUUCUCCCCAGGGAUGGUCUACAUCUCUCCAGACAGCCCUCUCAGCUUGCCAGCUAUUGUCAGCAUUGCGGUGGCCGGCGGCCUCCUCAUCAUCUUCAUCGUGGCUGUGUUGAUUGCGUACAAGCGCAAAUCCAGAGAAAGCGACCUCACCCUCAAGCGUCUGCAGAUGCAGAUGGACAACUUGGAGUCCAGGGUGGCACUGGAGUGCAAAGAAGCCUUUGCAGAGCUCCAGACAGAUAUUCACGAGCUGACAAGCGAUUUGGAUGGAGCUGGGAUCCCUUUCCUCGAUUACCGAACCUACACCAUGAGGGUGCUUUUCCCUGGCAUUGAAGAUCAUCCAGUCCUGAGGGAUCUGGAGGUCCCUGGCUAUAGGCAAGAACGCGUGGAGAAAGGCCUGAAGCUCUUUGCCCAGCUCAUCAAUAACAAGGUUUUCCUGCUGUCCUUCAUCCGCACGCUGGAGUCCCAGCGCAGCUUCUCCAUGCGGGACCGUGGUAAUGUGGCCUCGCUGAUCAUGACCGUGCUGCAGAGCAAGCUGGAGUACGCCACUGAUGUCCUCAAACAGCUCUUGGCCGACCUCAUAGACAAAAAUCUGGAGAGCAAGAACCACCCCAAGCUGCUGCUCCGGAGGACAGAGUCUGUGGCUGAGAAAAUGCUCACCAACUGGUUCACAUUCCUUCUGUACAAGUUCCUCAAGGAGUGUGCUGGCGAGCCUCUGUUCUCCCUUUUCUGUGCCAUCAAGCAGCAGAUGGAAAAGGGUCCCAUCGACUCGAUCACUGGGGAGGCCCGGUAUUCGCUGAGUGAGGACAAGCUUAUUCGACAGCAGAUUGAUUACAAGACACUGGUCCUGAGCUGCGUCAACCCCGACAAUGUGAACAGCCCCGAGAUCCCGGUGAAGAUCCUGAAUUGUGACACCAUCACGCAGGUCAAGGAGAAGAUCCUCGAUGCCAUCUUCAAGAACGUGCCCUGCUCCCACCGGCCCAAAGCUGCUGAUAUGGACUUGGAGUGGCGGCAAGCAAGUGGGGCAAGGAUGAUCCUUCAGGAUGAAGACAUCACGACCAAGAUAGAGAAUGACUGGAAGAGACUCAACACGCUGGCACACUAUCAGGUGCCAGAUGGAUCUGUGGUAGCUUUAGUCUCCAAGCAAGUCACUGCCUACAAUGCAGUCAACAACUCCACGGUCUCCCGGACGUCAGCCAGCAAGUACGAAAACAUGAUCCGUUACACAGGCAGCCCGGACAGUCUCCGUUCCCGCACACCCAUGAUCACACCUGACCUUGAGAGUGGAGUCAAGAUGUGGCACUUGGUGAAGAACCAUGAGCAUGGUGACCAAAAAGAGGGUGACCGGGGCAGCAAGAUGGUUUCUGAGAUCUACCUGACAAGACUACUUGCCACCAAGGGCACCCUCCAGAAAUUUGUGGACGACCUCUUUGAGACCAUCUUCAGCACUGCUCACCGUGGCAGCGCGCUUCCCCUAGCUAUCAAAUACAUGUUCGACUUCUUGGAUGAGCAGGCUGACAAGCACAACAUCCAUGACCCCCACGUGCGGCACACCUGGAAGAGCAAUUGCCUGCCGUUACGGUUCUGGGUUAACAUGAUCAAGAACCCGCAGUUCGUCUUCGACAUUCACAAGAAUAGCAUCACAGACGCCUGCCUCUCUGUAGUGGCUCAGACUUUCAUGGACUCCUGUUCGACCUCAGAGCAUCGUCUGGGCAAAGACUCACCCUCCAACAAGCUUCUCUACGCCAAGGACAUCCCCAGCUACAAGAACUGGGUGGAAAGGUACUAUUCAGACAUCGCCAAAAUGCCAGCGAUCAGCGACCAGGACAUGAAUGCAUACUUGGCUGAGCAGUCUCGCAUGCAUAUGAACGAGUUCAACACUAUGAGUGCGCUCUCAGAGAUAUACUCCUAUGUUGGCAAGUACAGCGAGGAGAUUCUCGGAGCCCUUGAUCAAGAUGACCAGGCUGGGAAACAGAAACUUGCCUACAAACUUGAACAAGUCAUAACCCUCAUGAGCAUAGACAGCUGA
This is a messenger RNA of Haliaeetus leucocephalus (bald eagle), 5679 nucleotides long. It is a transcript of the gene PLXNA4, whose product is annotated as plexin A4. Gene Ontology annotation, cellular component: semaphorin receptor complex. The coding region runs from base 1 to 5679 and encodes 1892 amino acids. The record is from RefSeq and is a predicted model, not a curated record. Gene Ontology annotation, molecular function: protein binding; semaphorin receptor activity. Gene Ontology annotation, biological process: negative regulation of cell adhesion; semaphorin-plexin signaling pathway involved in axon guidance; positive regulation of axonogenesis. NCBI's taxonomy places the organism in Eukaryota, Metazoa, Chordata, Aves, Accipitriformes, Accipitridae. The transcript is spliced from 31 exons.